AUGAACCAAGUGUAUCGAAUCCUUUCCAAUCGAAUUCUGGUGAUUUAUCACCAGCACCGCAAUUACAGAUUCAUUCCCGAAAAACCUGUCUGGCGCUGGCAUGAUGACAGGAGUCCCUGUACGGAUAGCACAAUUUUCUUCAUUCCCCCUGAAGAAGUCCCUCCAAGAACUGAGUUGGACGAUCUGACUGUCAGGCUCCUCGAACGUCUCAGUUUGAUCAAUUUUGAUUCAGAGAAAACGAAAGGAGUUUUAGAAGAAGCUAUUCACUUUGCGAAUUGCCUUCUAACUCCUACAGCGUUUAGAGGAAUUUCAAAAGAGUCUGUUGCGCCGAUGUACUCCCUGUUGGAGGACCUCGAGGUAGCGAUGGACCUUCGAGAAGAUGAGCCCCUAGAAGAAUGUCAAACUGCCAAUCAUAUCCUAAGGCAUGCUUCGUUAACAUGGGAGAACUAUUUUGUAGCACCCCCAGGAAAUCAGCCAAUCCAUCCCGAACUAUCUACCCAGUCCCAUCUUGGAAAACGACAUGACUGA
Molecule: messenger RNA, 528 nt
Organism: Mesocestoides corti
Lineage: Eukaryota; Metazoa; Platyhelminthes; Cestoda; Cyclophyllidea; Mesocestoididae
Source: the annotation of a GenBank genome assembly